ACCAACAUGGCGGCGUUGCUCUCUCCAGGCUUUUAUACGACCCAGUUUGAUGACAGCAACGAGAGCGACAUGUCCUCUCGCAGUCAGAACGGCCUGGAAGAUGUGCCUGAAGACAGCCCUAUACCCACUCCCUCGCUGCGAACCCCAACCUCCUCAACCAUCCAAACUUCACGAAGAGCAGCAAGCAUUCGUACUCUUGGAAAAGGUUCCUCAGACGGCAGCCGAUCUUCCCCAGACAGCGCGUCAAUUCGGCGUUCAACGGCAACUUCCUCUCCAACCCUCACCGCGCCGCCAAAGGAUCGAACGCGAACUCUUCAUCGAGUGAAAAGCAGCCCCAAACUGCCUCACGAUGCUGAUGCUGAGCCUGCGCCAAGUACGGCCUUGUAUUGGUCCAAAGCACCUGUCUUUGGGACAACACCAGUUCGCAUUAUGCGUUCGCAUACGGUCACGCUGAUAGACUCGACCGCAUGGCUAUUUGGUGGAUGCGACGAUAAGGAUUGCGGACGGGACGUAUUUUGCUUCGAUUCAGAAACGAUGCAGUGGUCACGACCCGAUACGAAUGGCGAUAUGCCUCCGCCUUCUCGUGCCCAUACCGCUACGGCUGUCGAUAGGAGAAUAGUGGUCUACGGCGGUGGCCAAGGAUCGACUUACUACGACUCGAUUUAUGUGUUCGACACUACUCUCCGCCGUUGGUCGAAACCCACCAUAUCAGGCCCCAAACCACCGCCUCGACGCGCUCAUACUGCCGUCUAUUACAAAGGCAAGAUCUACAUGUUUGGUGGCGGAAAUGGAAUGACAGCGCUGAACGAUGUGUGGACCCUCGAUGUAACAUCAAUCAGCACCGGCAAAUUGCGUUGGGAAGAGCUGCAGACCAUUGGCCGGAAACCCAGCCAUCGCGGGUAUCAUACUGCCAAUCUGGUCACAAACAUCAUGUUUAUCAUUGGGGGAAGCGACGGGAAGGACUGUUUUAACGACAUGUGGUAUCUAAACCUUGAUACGAAUCGCUGGGCCAAACUUCCUGUAGAACGACCCCAUCGGCGGCUUUCGCACACUUCCACUCUGGUUGGAUCCUAUCUUUUCAUAAUCGGAGGUCAUGACGGAACCAAUUAUUGCAAAGACGUGCUACUUUUCAACCUAAUUACUCUUGCUUUCGAACCCCGUGAAAUAUACGGGAAACCCCCCAGUCCUCGAGGAUACCACGUAACGCUUCUCGCAGAUAGUAGGCUUUUCCUGUUUGGUGGUUUCAACGGGAUGGCUCCGCUCGACGAAGUGCUCAACCUUGAUCUAGCCGCUGCUGCAUACCUACCGCAAGUUACUCACUUUGAACUGCACCUUCCAGAGUAG
This is a messenger RNA of Mycena indigotica, 1344 nucleotides long. RefSeq lists its product as uncharacterized. The record is from RefSeq and is a predicted model, not a curated record. The transcript is spliced from 4 exons. Gene Ontology annotation, molecular function: protein binding. NCBI's taxonomy places the organism in Eukaryota, Fungi, Basidiomycota, Agaricomycetes, Agaricales, Mycenaceae. Bases 7 to 1344 code for a protein of 445 amino acids.